GCCACAUUCAAGGGAGUAUAUAAAUAAAGUUGAAAAGUUUACAGUUCAAAGUUGUGACGUGUUAUUAUCUUAUACCCGGUACUGUAUCACCGGUAUUUAAAGAAAUACAAAGUGAAGUAAAAAAAAGUAAUGGCCGAUCCUACUCGUUUGGAUCUUGUGAUUCUUGGAGCCACAGGGUUUACAGGCUUGCAUUGUGUUCCAUAUGUGUUUAAAGUUUCCAAAGAAAAAAACCUGACUUGGGGUGUAGCGGGUCGAUCCGAAGACAAAUUAAAAGAUGUUUUGGAAAAAAUGGGGAAAAAAGUUGAAGCCGAUUUGUCGGGAAUACCAAUUAUUAUAACAGAUAUUAAAGAUGAUGAUUCUUUGUUGAAGAUGGCACAAAGAGCUAAAGUUGUGAUAAACUGUUGUGGACCUUAUAGAUUUUUGGGAAUGCCUGUUGUCAAGGCUUGCGUAACAGCAGGUACUAAUUAUGUUGAUGUAACCGGUGAACCUCAGUUUAUGGAGACUGUACUUUUGGAGUAUGAUGAGCUUGCUAGGGAAAAAGGUAUAUAUAUCGUGAAUGCUUGUGGUUUUGAUUGUAUUCCCAGUGAUUAUGGAUUAGUAUAUCUUCAAGACAAAUUCGAUGGUGUUUUAAACAGUGCUGUAACUUAUUUGAAAGUUUGGGUAGAUGGUAAAGUCUCGGGGCCAAAUAUUAAUUAUGGAACUUGGCAUAGUUUGGUAUAUGGUUUAAAACAUGCCACUGAACUUUCUGAAUUACGUAAAAAGUUGUUUUCUAAAAGAUUACCAAGUUUCAAGCCUAAACUUAAAUCAAAUACUUUACCACAUCGUUCUGACAAGGUGAAAGGAUGGAUAUUACCAUUUCCUGGAGCCGAUCGGUCAGUUAUGAAAAGAACACAAAGAUAUUUGUAUGAAAACGAAUCUAAAAGACCGAUUCAAGUAGAUACGUUUUUCACUGUACGGAAUUUUAUUGAAGUAAUCGGAAUCGUUUUGUGUUUCUUAUUGUGGAGCUUUUUGGUUAAAUUUGAAUUUGGUAAACGUUGGUUACUCAAUUAUCCUAACAUAUUCACAUUGGGUUUCUUCAGUAAAGAUGAAACUCCAUCUGAAGAAACAAUUGAAAAACAAUUUUUCCAAAUAACUUUUUACGGUGAAGGCUGGAAAGAAAAAUUGGAGGAUAAGGAUGACGAAUAUAGUACACCGCCAAAUAAACAAGUGAUAGCCCAAUUGAAAGGAAAAAACCCCGGAUACGGUACCACUUGUGCAGGAGUAGUCGGUGCGGCACUUAUGAUUGCCACGGAAAAGGAUAAGUUGCCACAAAAGGGAGGAGUUUAUACGCCGGGGGCAGCGUUCAAAAACACUACCCUGAUGAAAUAUCUUAUGGAUAACGAAAUAACUUUUGAAAUUAUUAGCGAAAAAGAUCUCUAAUGUAAUAAUUACUUGAUCAAUCAGUCAAGAUUGUGCCCCCCUUUAAUUAUAACUAGUAGUUAAACAUAUAUUUAGAAGACUGAUUGAGUGCAUUUGAAAAAAAUAUAUUUAUUAACUUUAAUCGCUAGAUUUUGAUAUUUUUGUUGAAAAUUUAAAAAAAAAACAUAAAUGCUACUUAUUAUCGUUAAUUAAUUAGUAUAUUAAUAAGAUUAUAUUAAUUAGCUUAUUCUAAUAAUGCUAAUUACUCAGUUUUAAUCACCUCUAUAUGUUAAUCAUAAUUUUAUAUUGUUUUUAUUCUAAUAUUUGUAAUGUCCUUAUUUUAUGAGAUUUAAAUUUUCUUCUUACGAUUUA
This is a messenger RNA of Diorhabda sublineata, 1770 nucleotides long. Its product is annotated as saccharopine dehydrogenase-like oxidoreductase. Gene Ontology annotation, biological process: glycolipid biosynthetic process. The record is from RefSeq and is a predicted model, not a curated record. Bases 130 to 1419 code for a protein of 429 amino acids. The transcript is spliced from 7 exons. Gene Ontology annotation, cellular component: lipid droplet; plasma membrane; mitochondrion. Lineage: Eukaryota; Metazoa; Arthropoda; Insecta; Coleoptera; Chrysomelidae.